AUGGCAUCUCUGACUCGCCGGGAGGGACAGCGCCAGACACCCCCGGGCUGGGGCUGGGGCCGGGGCUCGUGCGGACGUUGGCGAUACUGUACUGUCAGCGAGGUUCGCUCUCGCUGCACUGCAGCAGCCCAGAGGUAUUUGAGGUGGUGGUACAGGAAGACGCAUGUAGAGAAGAAGGCUCCUUUCAUUGACCUGUUCAACUCGCUUCCUCUGCGCCAGAUCUAUGGAUGCCCACUGGGCGGGUUUGGGGGCGGCACCAUCACACGAGGCUGGCGGGGAGAGUUCUGCCGAUGGCAGCUCAAUCCUGGGCUGUACCACUACAAAACCGUCAUUGCUGACCAGUUCACUGUUUGCUUGCGUCGCAGAGGGCAGACCAUUUACCAGCAGGUCCUGUCUGUGGAGCGACCCAACACCCUGCAGGGCUGGAACUGGGGCUACUGCGGUCACUAUGCCUUCUACCAUGCCCUGUACCCUCGUGCCUGGACAGUCUAUCAGCUCCCUGGACAGGACGUGGUGCUCACCUGCCGGCAGAUCACCCCCAUCAUCCCCCAUGACUACCAGGACACCAGCCUGCCUGUGGGAGUGUUUGUCUGGGAGGUGGAAAAUGAAAAUGAUGAGGACGUGGACGUGUCCAUCAUGUUCACUCUGAGAAAUGGCAUGGGGACCAAGGAGGACAAGAGAGGGGGCCACUGGAACGAGCCCUUCAGCGUGGAGAAGGAGGGCAAGCGGGUCUCUGGCGUCCUGCUGCACCACUGCAUCCCUGUGAACCCGUACACCCUGGCCAUCUCUGCCAGGGAAAAGGCUGGCACUGGCGUGACCCACAUCACAGCCUUCAACCCUGCAGGCACAGGACAGGAGGUGUGGCAAGACCUUCUCUCGGACGGACGGCUGGACUCCCCGGCAGGCAAGAGCAGCCACACAGAGAAAGGGGAGGCGACUGCUGCGGCCGUGUGUGCCCGGUGCACGGUGCCUGCCCGGGGGCACGGAUCGGUGGAGCUGGCCCUGGCGUGGGACAUGCCUUGUAUUCACUUUGGCUCGAAGGAGAAGAUGCAUCUCAGGCGGUACACACGCUACUUUGGCAGCAGCGGCGACGCUGGCCCUGCCCUUUCCCACUAUGCGCUGACGCACUACGAGCAGUGGGAGGAGAAGAUCGAGGCCUGGCAGAAGCCCAUCCUGGAGGACAGCGAGCUGCCUCCCUGGUACAAGUCGGCCCUCUUCAACGAGCUGUACUUCCUGGCGGACGGCGGGACGCUCUGGGUGGAGCUGCCCCCAGAGGCCUGCGCAGAGGACGUGCAGGGUCCGAGGGGGGCAGGCCUGUCGCAGCUCUUCCCCGUCCUGCAGGAGUACGGACGGUUUGCGUACUUGGAAGGGCAGGAGUACCGCAUGUACAACACCUACGACGUCCACUUCUAUGCCUCCUUUGCUCUCGUCAUGCUGUGGCCGAAGCUGGAAAUCAGCCUGCAGUACGACAUUGCUGCCGCGGUGCUGAACGAGGACACGCAGCCCCGGCUGUACCUCAUGAACGGGCAGACGGCCCAAGUGAAGCUGAAGAACGUCGUGCCGCAUGACAUCGGGGAGCCCAGUGACGAGCCAUGGCAGCACGUCAACGCCUACCUGAUCCACGACACGGCCAGCUGGAAGGACCUGAACCUGAAGUUUGUGCUGCAGGUGUAUCGCGAUUACUACCUCACCCACGACUCCACCUACCUGCGGGACAUGUGGCCUGUCUGUCAGGCAGUGAUGGAUUCUGAGCUGAAAUUCGACACCGACAACGACGGGCUUAUCGAAAACGCUGGCUUUGCCGACCAGACUUACGACGCGUGGGUGGCAACUGGAGCCAGUGCCUACUGUGGCAGCCUGUGGCUGGCAGCUGUCUGCAUGAUGUGCAAGAUGGCGGAGAUCCUGGACGACGGCGGGGUCCUGCACAAGUACAGCGCCAUCCUGCAGAAGGGCUCGGAGGCCUUUGAGAGGCUGCUGUGGAACGGCAAAUACUACAAUUACGACAGCAGCAAGGGCAUCUCUUCCACCAGCAUCAUGUCGGACCAGUGUGCAGGCCAGUGGUUUCUCCGGGCUUGCGGCCUGGGCCAAGGGGAGUUUGAGGUUUUCCCCAAGAGCCACGUCCUCAGCGCACUGAAGACAAUCUUCGAGAUGAAUGUCAUGGGCUUCUCCGACGGCACGAUGGGAGCCGUGAACGGCAUGCGGCCGGACGGCGUCCCGGACACCACCAGCUUGCAGUCCAACGAGGUGUGGGUUGGCGUGGUGUAUGCCCUGGCGGCCACCAUGAUCCAGGAGGGCCUGGUGCAGGAGGGCUUCCGCACGGCGGAGGGCUGCUACCGCACCGUGUGGGAGCGGCUGGGCAUGGCCUUCCAGACGCCCGAGGCCUAUUGCCAAAGGAAGCUCUUCCGGUCGCUGGCCUACAUGCGCCCCCUCAGCAUCUGGAGCAUGCAGCUGGCCCUGGAGAGCAGAGCGGGGCGCGCGCCCGACUCCCCCACCCACGAGUGAAGGCACCACCGGGCUGAAGCCGGGGAUUGCUGCUGCGUUGCCCCAGGCCGGGAGCCUGCUGGGGGGGACGCGCUGCGCACAGGCCGCCUGUGCAGGGGCCGGUCCAGGCACUGCCCCUUCUAGAGCUCGUUUUAAUUGCUGUGUCCUCCCUCCUGCCACCCGCCCCUCGCAUGCUCCGGCGGUCAGCGGGCCCCUCCUGUGCGAGGGGUGGGGGGCGGUGUGGCUCGGGGGGAUCUGGGGGCCAGGGCUUCGUCACCCCUGGAAGUCCCCCCGUCUCCUCAGGGCACCUGCAGGGCCUGGCCCGGCCCAGGGGCAGCGAGCUGGAAGCCAUCCUCUCCUUGGCCCAGCAGCAGGGCCUACGGGACCCACUGCUGGGAGGGGAAUCGCCCUCCCCAGCGCAAGGACCCCCACUCCCAUUCGCUGCAGCUGGUCUGGGAGGGGCAGCCACAGCUGCCCAGCAUGAACCACACCCUAGGAGUGCCCUCUCCUCCCCCCCCUGCCCCGCCCCGCCCCGCCCCACCCCACCCCACGGCCUGGCCUGGCCUCUGACCAUCCUCCCGCGCGGCCGGCAGGAUGGGCCCGUGCGUCUGCCCCAGGCCCCCGCGCCGGCUCUGCACGGGAUCGCAAUCAGUUCUGGUCUGUCGGCCACAGGGGAGACAUUUUUAGAUGCAAAGUGAUUUUAAUUUAAAUUCAUAAUAAUAAAAUCUUAUCUGUCCUGCCUGUGCUGCCACAUCUAGGGCUGGGCUCUCAGUUGACAAGCCUGGCUCCCGUCCCAUGCCACCGCCCCUUUCCGCACACCUGCGUGGAGGUGGGCACAAGCCCAGAGCCGCGCACCUCUGGCUGCAGGGAUCGUCGGGCCGGCGCGGACCUCGAGCACAGUCUGCCCUCGAGGCCUUUCCAGCAGGUGCGGGCAAGCACUGAGUGGGAGCGAGACUCUGAGGGGUGCAUGGGAGACGAGCGUGCUGCAUCCCGAGGUGGCGAUGGGGGAGCCCUGUGGUUGCAGUCCGCUGCCCGCCUGGAGCAGGAGCUCCCUCCCGCGGAGCCGUGCCAGGCAACCCCCUGCCCUUGGGCUUGCACCACGCCUGCCGUGCAGGAGGAAGCUUUCGUUCCCCGGCCGGAGUGUGGCUGCCUGCCCUCGAGCCCUGGGCGCUGGCCACAGCCCAGCUUGGCCUGGAGGCACGGGUGCUGCUUGGAAAACCCAGCGGGUCCUGCCAGGGGCUCUUGCUCUUCCCAGCAGGGUCAGACCCAGUGCCUUGCGCGGUCCCUGGUCAGUGGCCGACUGGGAGGGUCCUGCCAGCCCUGCAGGCUGAGGUGAGCCACGGGGCCCGGGGCAGGCGUGGUGCUAGUGUGAUGGCAGCACCUUGUUGCACGGUGCUGUGCAGCGGGGCAGGCCUUGCCCCUGGGCUCCCAGCCCAGGCCUCGUGGAGUUGCCUGAGGCCUGCGGGGGGGAGGGCUUAUGGGGCCGUGCUGGUCAGCAGAGCCCCAGGGCACUGGGAGAGACGGGGUGCUGCUGCAGUGUCCGCUCCCUGGCCAGGGCACCCCAGGUUCACCCCAGCCUGGCUGCAAGGAGGCCGGCCUCCUUGGGGGCACGAGCAGCUGUGUCCUUCCACCCCUGCGCCGGACCCGGUGCUGCUGUCGUACCAGGUGCAGCUGUAGCAUGGGGCUCAACAGGGACAGCUGUGCACUCCUGCGGUGCCUGGGGGCACGGCCACGGUGUACAUGCUCCUCGCUACGAGUCCCGCCUGUGGCUGGUGUGAUGCAUGUGGCAAGGCCGGAGCUGCCCUGUCGUUCUGGGGUGCGGGGAAGCAGCUUUGCUCCCUGCCCGCAAAACUGGCCUCCAGGCCAGGCCUGGUUGGACACCAGGGGAAACUGGGCCAAGAGGCGUUUGGCCCAGCCUGGCCCCUGCACAUCCCCCGGGCCAGGGGGUGGAAAGCAAGGGGGAGGUUGCAGGGGCUUCUGGCGCUGCAUGCCCGUUUGGUCUUGCUGGGCCUGGUGCACCUGCGUGCCCACCCUGCCUGGCAAGAGCCAGGGACCUGGGGCUGCCAGUGGCCUGGGGCACGCUGGCUGCGGCCUCUCCGAGCAAAAGGGCACGGGCAUGGGGAGCAGCUGGCACCGGUGCCUGUCUGCAUGAGCCAGGCCUGGCCAUCAGCCUGGGAGAGGCUGUGCAGGCUCAGGGCAGCGUGUGGCUGCUCCCCCCCCUAUGCUAACAGGGAUGCCCGUGGGUCUGCAGGAGUUUGGCCCUUCCCGAGCAGGGCCCUGUGCCCAGGCUGACUGCUGGCAGCAGCUGCCUCUGGAGCAGGGGUACAGCCCAACUGCAGCCACAGAUGCUCCAGGAGGAGGGCAGGGAGCUACAUCAAUGCAGCCCAGCAACCUGGCGCGCUGCCCCUGCAGCACCAGGGAAGGCGAUGGCAGAGCUGGUGCGCGAGCCAGCCAGAGCAGAGCGAGUCCAGGGCACCCGGCACAGCCUGGAGUUGCUGUCCCUGCUCCUUGGGUCUGAGCGUGGGGACCCUGGGCACCGCAGGCAGCUGGGGAAGCCAGAGGGGCUGAUACCAAAGGGCAGAGCUGCCCAGGUACAAUGGUACAGGGUGAAGCUGGGCAGAGGUGCUGCCUGGGGCAAGUGAGUCCAGCCCCGCCCAGGGGUGAGCACUGCAGGGUCUCUGGGCCGACGUGCCUUCUUGUCCAGGGGUUUCUCUGAGUGAGAGCAGGCCUGAGCCCAGGGCAGGGGGCUGGGCCUGGCAUCCUCACAGCCCCUGCUGCACAGGGCCUGUCGCCCGCCCGGGGUCUGGGGCACGUCCCUAUCCCUCAUGACCCAGCUCCCAAUGCAGCCACACACCUGGCAGGAUCAGCGUCGCCUGGAUGUGCCCUUGUGAGGUCCCUCCCUUUGCUCUCCUUCAAUGGAGAGGAGAGAGUGAAGGGCAGAGGCCCCCCAGGAGGGCUGGGCGCACGGUGGGGGCAGUACUGGAAGCCCAGCGAGAAACUCCCAGCACGACGGAAGAGCAAAAAGGGCGAGACACCGAUGUGGCUGCACAAGCAGCUUCUGGGACACCUCCGUGCAAAAGGAGCUGCUCAACAGCUGCUCUGCCUCCGUCUCCGGUCCUGGAGGGGCUGCCCCGAGGAAGUGGGAAAGCACCUUUGCUGCUGACAGAAGGCCGCAGACCAACAGCUUGAUGUUGCAGCAAAGGUUUAGGCUGAGAUCAGGAAAAGAUGUCUUCAGUGUCGGAGCGGGGAGGCUGUGGGAGGCCAGGGGCGCGGGACCCUCCCUCACCAGAGGUGUUCAAGGAGAGGUUGGGCAGCCGCUGCGCUGGGCGGCGAUGCUCUAGGCCAGCGUUUCCCAGCCUACGGGUUGUUCCUGUGGCCAAGCAAAACCCGGGGCAGCUGAACCCCGAGACUUGGGCCUGCCCGCCAAAGUAUUUGGAAGUAUCUGAAGCCUGAGGACGGGGUGGAGGAUGCUUACUGGUAGUAGGGGCACAUAUGGUUCUUGAACGACUCAAUUUGGAGGCGAUUUGGCUGAUUUGACUUGGGACAUGAAAAGUUUCCCUUAAAAAUAAAUGAGCAUAAACAAGUUUUAAAAAUGGGUUCUCCUUUAACGGAGAAAAACCUGGGAAAUUGGCUUUUCUUUGAAGGCCGGCAGAGCUCCAGCCUGCAAGGGGCUGCUUGGGGCCCUCUGCUCCACACGCUGGGGGGCUGGGGCCAGCAGGUGAGGAGUGAGGGGUCUACACUGGCCCUCGAUGUUUACCAAUGGGUCCUGGUACACGAGGAGGAGAACCGCUGCUCUAGGCACAGCAAGGCCCGUGCUUGCUCUGCCACAGCGACCUCCCAGGCUUCUGGGCUACUGACCCCGCACGCAGGGACGUGUGCUGGGCCAGGCCUGAUCCCUGUGGCCUUGACCAGCAGCAUUUACACAACUGUCCCAGGCUCCUCUGCGUGGCUUAAACACUGCCCAGAAACACAGCAGAGCGAGGCCAGCAGGGCCCCAUGGCCCUCACACCUAGUCCAGCCCCAGCUCCAGGCAGGACGGUCCCUGUCUGGCCCAUCCUUGUCUGCCUUGUUCCUACCACCGUGCCAUGUGCCCGACCCCCAGGCCAAACACUGAGCGCGCCCAACCCUGCGCUGGGUGGGGGGCUGAGGGCUGGCAGGGUCCUGCUGUUGCAAAGGGUGUUUGAUGUACUGAGGCCUCGGCUGCAGCCACGCUUGGUGCCCACGUACCAGCUAAGCCCACAGAAGGCAUCACUUGGGCUCCUGCUAUGGCCACAGCCCGCACUUGUUGGCGUGGCUGCCAGGCACAGAGCAUGGCUGCAGCCCACAUCUGGGCAGAGCAACCCGCAGCUGUGCUGAGGCCAUGGUCCCUGCUCACACCAGCCUCCAGGCCCCUUCUGGCACUGCCAAGGCUCCUCGACAUGCCUGGCCCGUGAUGGGUGCUGCAGGGCACUGGCUGCAGGUGGGUGCUAAGGGCUUUUCCCAGGCCCUGGUUCCUGUAACCACAAUGUCCAGGAGGACCCACCCAGCUGCUUGCACAAGGCCUGGGGCAGUUGGGCAGAGCCUGGGAGCCAUAAGCUGGAGCCCCUGCCUGUCCCACCCAGCUCCCGGCACUCUGCCCCGCUGCAGGAGGGCUGCGGGCUGCUCCCUGCCCCUCGAGAAGCAUCUGCUGCUGCUGGCAAUGCAGCUGCGCCCUGUGCUUGCAGUACAAAGUGCAUGCCCCUGCAGCCAGUGUGUUUGGACUUCACCCAGGCUCAGGCUCGCAUGGGGACAAGGCUGUGCCAAUCCCCAGGCUGGGCUGCAGCAACCCCCCGUGCCUCUGAAAAAGGCAAAAAAUCCCAAGGGCCCCUGACAUCUCUCUCACAUGAAGGAGUGUUUUCUGGAUCCCGCCUAAACCUGCUUUGCUGCAUCUGCAUGACAGUAAGUGGAGAGGAUGCUACUUGCAUCAGGCAGACCUGUAAACCCAUCUAGAUGAAGGCCUGCCAAAAAGCCCCCCCCAUUUCCAAAAACCCUGCAACACUGUUAUGUUCAGCCCCCAAUUCUCUGCUGCUUGGGUCCCCAAUUAGCCUUUACACUUGUUUAGCCACGCUGGGUGCCGGGGACAGCAGGGCGCCCUCUCCAACUCCUCUCUUGUUAAGUAAACAGGCAGCACUGGCGUUGCCCUGUACAGCCGCAUGGAAUCCCCCAUACCGCCUUACCUGUGCCACAAAGGAGUCAGAUGCCUCGGCUGACUCCUUUAUGACUCUUGGAUGCGAGUUUUCCAGGCCAGUAGAUGGAUUUUGCAGUGGUACAAACUUGUACCAUGCCACAAGCUGCACCCAGGGACCCCACCUGAAGCUUUGCUACUCUGGUCAGUUAUGAUGUGCCUUGCACCCGUCCCACUCAAAACCCACUCCAGGAAGCACAGAAAAGCCCCCAGACCAUGCCACUUGCUAGAAACCAUGAGGUCUGAGGGCCUGAUGCCCAGACCCAGAGUGAGGGCGGGUGCCUGGGCCUGAGAUGCAAGCGCAGCCAGCACCCAAGGGGCUGCAGAGGGAGCAGGGAUGGCCCCGGAUGACCCCUGGCAAGGCUGAAACCUUGGGAUCCUGCUGCAGCAGGGCUCGCGAGCAAGGCAGGGCCACGCUCAGGGAUCUGGACCUGAUGCUGAUCUCACGCCUGGGACCUCUGUGCAGGGCCAGGGAGGAACCCAAACCGACCCCACAGCCACGGCCGACUGGUGCCUCCUGGGGCUGCCCCCCGACUCAGAAGCUGGCGGUGGCAGCGAGGAUGGGGCUGGCGAGCACCUGCAAAAGCCGCUGGUGGCGUCGGCGUUAGGGGGGACACGUGCCCGUUGCCCAUGCCCACAGCAAUGGGUGGCGCAGCUGCAGGGCAGCACCGAUGGCAAAGUGCCUCCAGCUGCAGGGCUCUGGGCCUGGGUGGGAGCCCAGCGAGCAGCUGGCCCCAAAGCCAAGCCCUGGGGGCAGCGCUCCUUUCUGUGAAGAGGGCAGUGCCCUUGUGAUCGCUCCCCGGCUCCCGCAGCAGCGGUGGGGAGCGACCGCUAUUCAUGACAGCGUUUGCCCCCCCCCCCGGUCCUGGCGCGUCCUCGAGCCGCAGGGCAGAGGCGAGGCGGGGGGCCGAACUCGGCGCAGGCCCCCGGGCGGGACCCAGGCACACAGGCGCAGGCAGAGCGAGCAGGCCGCGGCCUCCUCCCGGCAGCCGGCGCUUUAUUGCGGAGCUGGGUUGGGGGU
Molecule: messenger RNA, 8705 nt
Organism: Alligator sinensis (Chinese alligator)
Lineage: Eukaryota; Metazoa; Chordata; Crocodylia; Alligatoridae
Gene: GBA2
Product: glucosylceramidase beta 2
Exons: 18
Coding region: 1-2502 (833 amino acids)
Biological process (GO): glucosylceramide catabolic process; carbohydrate metabolic process; central nervous system development
Cellular component (GO): membrane
Molecular function (GO): beta-glucosidase activity; glucosylceramidase activity
Source: RefSeq, a predicted model, not a curated record